Messenger RNA from Wasmannia auropunctata (little fire ant), 1864 nucleotides. It is a transcript of the gene Pus10, whose product is annotated as putative tRNA pseudouridine synthase Pus10. Gene Ontology annotation, biological process: tRNA pseudouridine synthesis. Gene Ontology annotation, molecular function: pseudouridine synthase activity; RNA binding. The record is from RefSeq and is a predicted model, not a curated record. The coding region runs from base 278 to 1789 and encodes 503 amino acids. Lineage: Eukaryota; Metazoa; Arthropoda; Insecta; Hymenoptera; Formicidae. The transcript has 7 exons.
UUUUCUAAUCUAAUCUUUAUUCGAAGGUUUUUGCGAAAUUAUAGAAAUAGAACCAUAGCAACUUGUGAUUUCUAAAAUCUAAAAUUUUGUUUUUCGCUCCUAUUGCUCCCUGAGUGCAAAAAGUGCAAGCAACGCGAACAGACGCGAAAUAGCACGCCGUAAACCCAAGUGACAUUUUGAGGUUAAGCGGUCCCUGAAAGGUUAACUUACGAUUUCAGAUGUUCGUAAACAGUGAUCGUAAGUUACAAUAUUGAAAUUAUUAAAUUUUGAUAUCACGAUGAAUGCAGUUACGACGGAGGAAGAGAGAAAGAUCCUUCACUUCUUAAAAUCCCAAGGCUGCUGUUUGAGAUGUUGCUUUCGUUUCGUUGGGUAUCGCACGUCGGAAUGUUACUGCAAGCCUUUCGAAUUUGCGGCGCAGCUGAGUCAUGCCGAUAUAAGAGGCGACGCUUCUUUGGAAGAAGCGACUUGCGUCGCAUGCUUAGGAAUUCUUCAGGAUAAGGCCCAAGAAAACGUAGUGACAAAGAUAGCGGAAAAAGUGAAGGAGAGAGAUUACGACUCUACGACUUUCACUUGCGCACUGACCGUUCCUGUGUCGAUAAAGCUCAGGGAGCAUGUAUUAUACGCUUACGUGUCCAAAGAGACGGAUAUUCACGAAGAUGCCUUAAGUACUCUUAGAACAAGAUUACAAAGUGUCAAAGAUAUUUGGAAAUCUUUCAUGAUUCCCCAACUCGAGGAGGCUAUGGGGAAACGUGCCGAUCUGUCGACACCGUCGCCUUUUCUCGUCGAGGUCUUUCUGACGUACGCCGAUGACGAGAUGAUAUUUAAAGAAAUAAUAAACGAACACAAGGCAGGCGGAAAUAAACAGAAAAAGAGGAAGUGCAAUGAUAACAAAUUUAGUAGGAAAAACGUUGAUACUUUGCUGGUCGAGAUGACGGAUGAACGACUUAUGCGACAUUUUACGAUCUCGCAAAUCGCACCGAAAACAUUCGUUCGUAUUGACGAUGUUUUGUGCUCUCACAGCAGCGUCUUUAUAGGAGGACGUUACAAUAAACUCUCCAGGAAACUCAGCCAGACGCCGUGGCUCAUAAAUGGCGAGAAAAAAGUAGAAACCUCCGUGCAAGACCUGCUCUGCAAUCCCAUCGCGGAAAUUGUGAAAGCAGAAUCGAUAAAAUUUUUAUCGUCAGGAAGAGAAGACGUCGACGUAAGAAACAUCUAUGGUGGCCGACCAUUCGCUGUCGAGCUGGUGAAUCCCCGUAUGACGAGUAUCACGAACGAGCUUCUGACGCGUCUGACCGAUAGUAUCAAUCAGUCGACUAAGCAGGUUCAAAUAACAUCGAGUUUAAGAGUUCUUUCAAGAUUCGAUUUGAAGAAGCUCAAGGAAGGUGAGAAUGCUAAAACAAAAUUCUAUCGAGCGCUGUGCGUCUGUCGGAACGCGAGUGGCGAUCUACCGCGGCUGGAACAUCUGAACGAACUGGAAAACGUGAGAAUUAUACAGAGGACACCGGUCAGAGUGCUGCACCGACGGCCAUUGAGCCCGCGUACGCGCAUCAUUUACAAGAUGCGCGCGCGUUGGGCGAAGCCGCACGAGCUGAAGGGAUUGCUGCACACCGUCGCCGAGAGUACCGACGCGUUUUUCGUUCUCGACGUCAAGACGCAAGCGGGUACAUACGUAAAAGAAUUCGUGCACGGAGAUUUCGGUAGGACCAAGCCGAGCCUGUGCGAUCUCCUUAAUGUCGAAGUGGACAUUGUCGCAUUGGACGUCACGGGUAUUAAUUUAAAGUGGCCGUAACGCGAGUUUCAACUACAUCGAGAGAUAUUACAUCUAACUAAAUAAAAAAAGUACAAUAAAGAUAUCAAACAUGAA